Messenger RNA from Colletotrichum acutatum, 695 nucleotides. RefSeq lists its product as uncharacterized. The record is from RefSeq and is a predicted model, not a curated record. Lineage: Eukaryota; Fungi; Ascomycota; Sordariomycetes; Glomerellales; Glomerellaceae. The coding region runs from base 240 to 608 and encodes 122 amino acids. The transcript has a single exon.
UUGGUAAGGGUACGGCAGACAACGGCAACCCUCAGACUGCUGCAGCCAAGUCAGUACCUAAGGAAAAUGCAACAAGACAUCCCAAUUCCAACUCGUUGCCAAGCGAGGGAACAGACACUGGGGGUCUGUAACACAGUAAGCAACGAGAAAGACCAGCAGCGUCAAGCAUCCCACCUCUGCUUGCCACCAGGGGAUGUUAGCUCGGUGCCCGAGCGUUGGUAAUAGGGCUCGCCUGGCAGAUGUUGGUCCCCAUCCCGCCGGUCUUCCUCUGCCACCUCUGUACUGCGUAUGUGUCGCUGUGCAUGUCGUGGCAUGGCUUCUGCAACUCUUCUAACUAUCUUGCAAGCUGCGUGCCGGAGGUCCGAGCCAGAAUAACGCAACGCUUAAACUUUACAAUAACGGGGUUCGCCGCAUGUCCUAUCCGUACAAAGUUGAGAAGGGGAUGGCAUCCACCCGCCAUGUUCGCAGUAUGGCUGAUACCCGCAGAUCUGAGGUCCCCACGUACUGUAGUCUGUCUUUCCACGGCAAGGUCAGCAAGCGGUUCUUUCUUUGGGAAGGGAAAAAAUGGACGGAACCCGCAGACUUGCGUGUUGAGGCAUGACCAAUAGCUGCCAACAGCGUCUGCCAAUGCGACACCACCUCAUGCCUCUGCGUUCGUGUCGCGGCCACUGGCGUGCUCACUGCUCAGGGGUUGG